Messenger RNA from Phacochoerus africanus (Common warthog), 1090 nucleotides. It is a transcript of the gene MRPS12, whose product is annotated as mitochondrial ribosomal protein S12. Gene Ontology annotation, molecular function: structural constituent of ribosome. The transcript has 4 exons. The record is from RefSeq and is a predicted model, not a curated record. Bases 212 to 595 code for a protein of 127 amino acids. Gene Ontology annotation, biological process: translation. Gene Ontology annotation, cellular component: ribosome; small ribosomal subunit. Lineage: Eukaryota; Metazoa; Chordata; Mammalia; Artiodactyla; Suidae.
GCGGACCCGGCUAGUGUCGGAAAGGGACCCUUCAGGCGGCGGGAUGUCCUGGUCCGGCCUUCUCCGUGGCCUCGGCACGUCCCUAAACUGUGAUGAGCACACUGAGGCCCUGAGGUGAACAGUCGUGCUCGGCGGCGGUGGCACAUCACUAAGGAGAGACUUCUAGGAAUCCCCUUUGAGGAUUCUGCUGUCACUUGAGGCAUAAGGAUACAUGAAAAUGGACGGCCUCGCCCUGGUCCCCCGGCCCUGGGCCACGCGCCCCAUGGCCACCCUGAAUCAGAUGCACCGCCUGGGGCCCCCGAAGCAUCCGCCUGGGAAGAUGGGCCCCACUGCGGGCCGGCCGCAGCUGAAGGGCGUGGUCCUGCGCACGUUCAUCCGCAAGCCCAAGAAGCCCAACUCGGCCAACCGCAAGUGCUGCCGCGUGCGCCUCAGCACGGGCCGCGAGGCCGUGUGCUUCAUCCCCGGCGAGGGCCACAGCCUGCAGGAGCACCACGUCGUGCUGGUGCAGGGUGGCCGCACGCAGGACCUGCCCGGCGUCAAGCUCACCGUGGUGCGCGGCAAGUAUGACUGUGGCCACGUGCAGAAGAAGAAGUGACCGCCCGGGACAUGGUGGCAGUUGGGUGUUCAUGCGGAAGAAGAACUUUCCCCGGGGGCGCCUGCAGUAUCCUUGGAAAGCCAGUCCGGCUCUAGAAGGAGCUGGGCCUGGUUCAAACCCUGGCUGCCUCUUCCAUCAGGACCACCCUGAACCCACAGUGGGUGGGCCGUGAGCAAAAGGAGCCCCUCUCCCAACAGCCUUGGUGUCCAUGCAUGGAAUGCUGGCACCAGGGACUGCUUCUGCUGGGACAGGACGCUGUACUGCCAUCUGCUGAGGAGGGCUUGUAAUAAACAUGGACCCCCCACACCCCAGGGUUGUGACCUGAACCCCACUGCAUGGUAUUCGCCCCCCUGUGUGGUCUUGGCAACAGACCUCCCCUCUGGCCUGUUUCCUCUUCCAGAAGAAAACAGCUCCACUUGCAGCACCGCCUUUGUUGGGUUUGGUGAAGAUUAAACUGGAUGCCUUACAUGUGUAACACAUGUAAUGGCUACUCCA